GCUCAUAUUCACGUUUUGAAGACACUUCUCUCUCAAGCGAACGUUAAGGGUUCUAAUGCAUGAAUUCUCCUCGAAAAUGUUAUGUGUUCGUCUGGUAGGAAUCCUGCAGAAUCACGUAUGAUAGGACCGUAUAAGGUCCGUUUUGGAGUCCUGCUAGAAAUUUUGGUCAUGGACGGCAUUUAAGUCUAUGAAUAAAUAUUUUAAGGUCCAAUAACAAUUGAUGAAUGUUCGCCUGACGGCCGCUUCAUCCAGUUGGCAAACACGUCGAAUGAUAAAAAUGUUGAUCUCUCUAACUGGAUUCUGAUGCGUAAAAUCGAUAAUCGCGACAACAUAGUGUAUCAGUUGCCAUCAGAUUUCACAUUAUAUCGUGGUCAGACGGUUCGUAUAUUCACUCGAUCAUCACAAAACGAGCGAACGGGUAAUGGCCUAGUCAAUUUGGAAAUUGACUCAUGGGGCGUGGGAUUAUAUAUUAUCACACGACUGCUUUCCGACAUCGAUGGUGAAGAGCGCGCAACACAUAUUCAAAGUACAGCGUAUCCAAGCAGUCGUUAG
Messenger RNA from Didymodactylos carnosus, 552 nucleotides. NCBI's taxonomy places the organism in Eukaryota, Metazoa, Rotifera, Eurotatoria, Philodinida, Philodinidae. The record is from the annotation of a GenBank genome assembly.